This is a messenger RNA of Cryptomeria japonica (Japanese cedar), 2777 nucleotides long. RefSeq lists its product as uncharacterized. Gene Ontology annotation, cellular component: VCP-NPL4-UFD1 AAA ATPase complex. The transcript is spliced from 3 exons. Gene Ontology annotation, biological process: DNA repair. Gene Ontology annotation, molecular function: polyubiquitin modification-dependent protein binding; DNA binding. Bases 351 to 2477 code for a protein of 708 amino acids. Lineage: Eukaryota; Viridiplantae; Streptophyta; Pinopsida; Cupressales; Cupressaceae. The record is from RefSeq and is a predicted model, not a curated record.
CAAGGAGUUUGAAGAAGCACGCUUGGAGUUGAAGAAAAAGAUAGAUUUUAACCAGAUUAUAAAAUAAUAGCUGCCAUUAGAUUUCAAAUUUGGCAUGUUAAGCAGUGAAAAUGUCAAAAUCAUCUAGGACAUUCCAGCAGCUAAUUUUACCGACAGAUGCCUGAACAUCUGCCUUUCCAGAUAAACGUUUAUACUUAAUCUUAAUAGAGUGCUUUUGCCAAUUUCAUUUUGUUUUUCAGGUUCUUCGGAAUUGGUUUCAGCAAUUGUUUCUUUCAAUUUUAUUCAACCUAGCUCCUGUAAUUUAAAAUUUCUUUGGGUAUACAGAAUUCUGAAAUCAGAGAAUCAGAACCAUGGAUUUUGAACUUAGGGCAGCGAAGGAAAAAUUGGAGCGUGAGCAGAGGGAGAGGAAGGAAAGGGCGAGGAUCAAAGCUGACCGAGAGAGGAAAGCACGAGAGGAAGCACAGCGCCGUCAGGAGAGCCUAGAAGUCGUUCAUCGCGCUCGCAGAAUUGAAGCUGCUCUGGCAGAACAAGCUGCAAGGCAGAGAGAAGAGGAAGAUAUGAUUAUUGGAAAUGGAAUCAAAUUCAAUACAACUCUUCAUGCCAUUCUCUAUCAUGGCUCUGGAGAUAAAAUUAAAUUGCCUCCAUCAUCCUUUGACCAACUAUCCACUGAGGGAGCUUUAGAUAAAGGUCCUAUGUUUUUCGAACUAUCUACUGUUAACAAGCAAGAAACUUCAGGUUUAACAGAACAGAAAACAACUCAUUCAGGAGUUUUGGAGUUUACUGCAUCAGAAGGCUUUGCUGAACUUCCUCCGCAGGUUUGGCAAAAUUUAUUUCCUGUGAACUCUGAGAGCCCCUUGGUUAGGAUAAGGUAUGCAAGACUGCCAAAGGGAACAUAUGCAAAAUUGCAGCCUGAGGUUUUGGGCUUUUCUGAUAUCCCUAAUCAUAGGGCAGUCCUAGAGACAACAUUGCGUCAGCAUGCAGCACUUUCAGAAGGUGAUCUACUUGUAGUUCACCAUGGAGGGAUGGAGUACAGGUUGAGGGUUCUAGAACUCAAGCCUUCUUCUAGCAUCUCUGUGCUUGAGACAGACAUAGAGGUUGAUAUAAUUGAACCUUCAAUGGUCGCUGGUGCCAUGGGACAGGGGAUGUUAAUUCCACUUGUGCUGGGAAAGUCAGAAAUGGGGUUUGUUGAAGAGGGAAAAUAUAAUUACUACAAAUUUUUGAUUGACAGUAAAAUUUCUGAUGCCGCAGCAAAAGGGGAUUUGAAUAUUUUAGUUAAUCUGGUGAUUGAAAAUACUGGCACGAAUGGAGAUGCUGAUCUGUAUAUUUCUCGACAUCCACUUUUGUUUCCCACUCAGCAUCAGCACCAGUGGUCAUCCCAUGAUGUGGGUACAAAAGUUGUAUCCCUUACAGGAAAGGGGAUAUCCCUUGCUGCCGAUACAUAUAGCAUUGGUGUUUAUGGGUUUAGAGGAAUGAGUAAUUACAAAAUUACUGUUGAGUUUCAACCAUCUGUCCAGAGUGGGGCUGUGGGACAGAAACUUGGAACUGUCACAAUGGCGAAGUCUGGUAUUGACUUGGCUUCCUCUUCCCAGACAGGUGCAGAUUCUGAACAAUGUCAAAAUUGUAAACAGUUUGUACCUGCCAGAACUAUUGCUCUUCAUGAAGCAUACUGCAGGAGGCACAACAUAGUAUGCCAAUAUAAAAGCUGUGGAGUGAUACUAAGAAAAGAGGAGGCAGGAAAACAUGUUCAUUGUUUUAAGUGCAGCAGGGCAUUUCAACAAGAAGAGAUUGAGAAGCACAUGAAAGUGUUCCAUGAGCCCUUACAUUGUGGAUGCGGGGUGGUACUAGAGAAGGAAGAAAUGGUGAUUCACCAAUCUUCUGUCUGCCCAUUGAGAAGUAUAACUUGUAAGUUCUGUGGGGACAUGGUUCAAGCAGGAAAUGCUCCUGAUGAUGUUCGUGAUCGAAUACGUGGAUAUUCAGAGCAUGAGAGUCUGUGUGGUUCUAGGACAGCUCCAUGUGAUUCUUGUGGCCGGGCAAUUAUGCUCAAAGAAAUGGAUUUUCAUAGAAUUGCAGUACAUGAGAAUCUGGUAUCAGAAAAUGAGAAUUCUGCUGGUUCUAGGUCAUUCAUGGCACCAGAUUCUGAUGGCUCAGUUAAUCAUUCUGUACCCCAAAUCUCGACAUCCCAAUCACAAAUAAGCCAGGCUAUACCAAGUCAAAGUUCUGAAAGUUUGGCGUGUCCCAUCUGUAAUAAAUCAUUUAUUGGAAAAGAUUCCGAUUGGCAGUUGAAUGCUCAUUUAGACAAGGAGCACUUCACUAGUAUUACGCAUGAUAGUGUUUUAGAAGACCCACCUUCAAUUCCAGAUGAUUCUUUGCAUACACAAGAUAUGUCUCUAAGAACAAUGCUUGUGUCUUGUCCCAUAUGUGGCAUGAGUGUCCAUAGUGAGAGGGAUUUAAGCCAGCACAUUGACUUGGUACAUUAAAAUUUCAAGCGGAACCAAUAGUCAGAGCAAUAUUUCAUUUACUCCUAAUAUACUUCUGUUAUAUACUUCUGUAAUAGAAGUAUAUUGAAUGCAGAUUUUUAUACAGAAUAAGCAAUUGAAGUUAUUAAUUGCUUUCGUCCGUAUUUCUUAUCAACAUGGCAUCUGAUGGCUCCAGGCUUUUCAAGAUGGUCUCCUAAGAAAAUACUAUAUCAUUAUAGAUAUUUCUUAUUCUGGAUAUCUUCAACAAUUAUGAGUUUUGUGAGUUCUAAAUUGUUUAAUAUUCUAUCUAGUCUUUAUUCA